ACUGUAGUAGCAUUAGUACCAGUGUAGUGGACGCUAGCACUGCAGCAGUCCCCCCACUCCGUCGAAACCAGCAAGCAGGAUCUCACUGCGAGCUCCAGAUCAGAUUUUAGUUUAUCUUCCUUUUCACCACGAGAUCCAUCCAGAGACCCAGUGCGCCCCCAGACAAAUCUCACUGCACGCAGCCUCCUCUCUCCAAUCACCAAUUUCUUGUCCCCCAGCCGGCCUCUCUCCUUCCUCCUGCAGUCGCCGGCCGGCCUCCCGCUCUCGUUUCCUUGGACUCUCCGUUCCUUCCUCAUCAUUGUUGCCGUCCUUUUCCCCGUCUCCCUUUGCUGCUCAGCUCAAGAACCCACCACAGCCUCGGAAAUCUCCAGCCUUCACCGCUUCACAUUUCGCACGGCAACACUCGUAGUACAGAACAGAGGCCAGGAGGAAAGGGACCCCUUUGAAAUGGCGGUGUUCUCCUCGUUCUUCUAGGGCUUGGGGCGUUGAUUAGAGAGCUUGGGGUUCUUCUCGUGUGUGCUCUGUUCCCUGGAUUCGGAAGCAGGAGGCCAGAUCCGUCCCUUGCUUCGAGUUCGAGUGUAAUGGGUGGUUCCAUGAAGCUGGGCUCCAAGCCGGAUGCUUUCACCAGGCGAGGCCAGGCAUGGUUCUGCACAACUGGACUUCCCAGUGAUGUUAUUGUCGAGGUCGGGGAGAUGUCCUUCCACCUCCACAAGUUUCCUCUGCUUUCAAAGAGUCCCAUCCUGGGAAGGUUGAUGGAGGAGAACUCAGACCUAGAUGAAUGUAUAAUCAAACUAUCCGACAUCCCAGGGGGUGCAAAAUCAUUCGAGUUAGUGGCAAGGUUCUGCUAUGGUGUCAAGAUAGAGCUCUCUCCGGCCAACAUUGUCCACCUUCGAUGUGCCGCGGAAUAUCUUCAGAUGACAGAAGAAACAGCCGCAGAUAACCUUAUCAACCAGGCAGAAACGUUCUUUAACCAAGCUGUCCUCCGCAGCUGGAAAGAUUCCCUGGAAGCACUCAAGACAUGUGAUGUCCUUCUUCCUCACGCCGAAGACCUUCACAUCGCGAAGAGAUGCGUCGAGUCGUUGGCUGCCAAGGCUAGCAUUGAUCCGGACCUCUUUGGCUGGCCAGUCUCAGAACACGGUGCGAUGCUAAGCCCUGAGGGCAGUGUACUGUGGAAUGGCAUUAGCACGGGCGCAAAGCUCGGGAACUUCAGCUCAAAUUGGUGGUAUGAUGAUGCGUCAUCAUUGAGCUUCCCUACGUACAAGAGGCUCAUUUCCACUAUGGAGUCAAGAGGCGCCAAGGAGGAGAUCAUUGCGGGUUCGCUUAUGUACUAUGCCAAGAAGUGUCUUCCAGGAUUGAAUAGGCGUCAAAGCAAGGGACUGGUGGCAGUGCCCCUGAAUUCUGCUAUUACCCUGUCUGAGGAAGAACAAAGGCGUCUGCUCGAGGACAUUGACAGGAUGCUACCUCUUCAGAGAGGUCUAGUAUCCACAAAUGUUUUGCUCUGGCUGCUUCGAACUGCCAUGAUUCUGAAAGUCAGCCGUGCUUGCAUCUCCAACUUAGAGAAAAGGGUUGGCAUGCAACUAGAUAAAGCCACGCUGGAGGAUCUACUGCUGCCCAACUUCUCGUACACCAUGGACACACUCUACAAUGUUGAAUGUGUGCGCAGGAUCCUUGAUCACUUCUUGGAAAUGGACCAGACGACCGGCGGCAGUGGUUCCCCGUGCUUGGAUGAUGUGAUGGCUUCUCCCUCACUGGCGCCGAUCACCGCUGUUGCUAAGCUAAUCGAUGGCUACCUCGCAGAGAUUGCACCAGACAUGAAUCUGAAGCCACCGAAAUUCGAAUCUCUUGCAGCUUCUUUGCCUGAAUAUGCUCGGCCUCUAGACGAUGGUCUUUACCGUGCCAUUGAUGUAUAUUUAAAGGCGCAUUCUAGUCUACCGGAGUCCGAGCGUGAGCAGCUCUGCCGGCUGAUCGACUGCCAGAAGCUCUCCCUAGAGGCAUGCACCCACGCGGCGCAGAAUGAGCGCUUGCCCCUUCGCGUGGUGGUGCAGGUCCUCUUCUUCGAGCAGCUCCAGCUGCGGACAUCCAUCGCUGGGUGCCUGAUGGUCUCCGACAACCUCGAAGGAGGAUCCUCACGUACCCUGCGCGGCAGCGACGCGGUCGCCAUGUCGGGUGAAGCCGGUGCCAGCUGGGUCACCACGGCGGCAGUGAGGGAGAACCAGGCGCUCAGGGCCGGCAUGGACAGCAUGCGGCUGCGUCUGGCGGAGCUCGAGAGGGAGUGCUCCGGCAUGCGGCAGGACAUCCGGAAGCUCGGAGGCGGGAAGGACGGCGGGUGGGCAGCGCGGGUGCAGCGGGUGUUCAGCCUGAAGAUGAAGCUGCAGAUGUGCAGCACCGACGAGGGGAGGAUCAGCGAGCAGCACCGUAGCGCGGCCGCAAAGCUAGAGAAGCUUCAGGCCAAGGUGUCCAAGCACAAGAAGCACCUCUCCAUUAAUGCCUGAACUCUGAAGCAUUUGUACCACGGCAUGGAAGUCUCUCUCUUAUCUUGCUCUUGCUGUAUCUUCCUGCUGAAUGUGCACUGGCAGCGUUCUUCAAGUGAAACUGUCACUGACGUUUUGGGUGUUAGUGGUGGUGGUGUAUAUGGAACCAGCAUGUCAUGCAACUAAGAAAUUGGAGCACACUGA
Molecule: messenger RNA, 2675 nt
Organism: Lolium perenne
Lineage: Eukaryota; Viridiplantae; Streptophyta; Magnoliopsida; Poales; Poaceae
Product: BTB/POZ domain-containing protein At1g30440
Molecular function (GO): protein binding
Source: RefSeq, a predicted model, not a curated record